Messenger RNA from Ixodes scapularis (black-legged tick), 807 nucleotides. Its product is annotated as methyltransferase-like protein 7B. Gene Ontology annotation, molecular function: S-adenosylmethionine-dependent methyltransferase activity. The coding region runs from base 40 to 807 and encodes 255 amino acids. The transcript has 2 exons. The record is from RefSeq and is a predicted model, not a curated record. Lineage: Eukaryota; Metazoa; Arthropoda; Arachnida; Ixodida; Ixodidae.
GGUUCUGCAGAAAGCUGCUUGAUUCGGAAAAGGCUCACGAUGAGCAGGCUGGGCAACCUCGCUGUGGACUUUUUUUUUUACGCAGUCUUGUCGCUUGGAUUUCUGGUUUGGGUGCCGUUCAAACUGAAUAAGAAACUCCGCGAAUUCUUCUUCGCGCGCGUCGCCCUUCCCGGGGGGCUCUACCUGCUGAGAGACCGAAUGAUCGGGGUUCGUCGGCAAGCGUUUUCUCAGCUGAACGACAUGGUGUCCCACGACGAAACGCUCAAGAAGGAGGGCUUCAUCAGGGUCCUGGAGAUCGGUGCAGGCUCCGGCGACAACUUCGAGCACAUGAAGCGGAAGGUGAAGUACUGGAACGUAGACCCCAACGCAGAGUUCGGCGAAGGUUUCCGAGAAAACCUGAAGAAGAACCCGAACGUGGAAAUGGAGCGGUGGAUUCACGCCUAUGCCGAGGACAUGCGAGGGGUUCCCGACGGUCACUUCGACGUCGUGCUGUUCAGCUACGUGCUUUGCUCCGUGUCCGAAGUGGGAAAGGUCCUCGCCGAGUGCAAAAGGGUGCUGUCGAAGGGCGGCAGGUUGGUGUUCGUGGAGCACGUGGCCCAUCCAGAGGGAAGCUGGGGCUUGGUCGUGCAGAGGCUUUUCGACCCGCUGUGGACUUGUUAUUGCUGUGGAUGUCACGUGACCAGGAAGACUGCACUCGUCUUGAAGAAUUCAGGUUUUGAAAAGGUAGAACUGAAGGAAGUGUUCUUGCCGAUACCAACAAUUGUCAGUCCCCAUUUGUACGGCUUUGCUGUUGCCGACACGAACUGA